AUGGGUAGGAGAGUAAAAUUACCACAGAGCUGUCAACAACUUUCACAAACAAUGAUGAAUCUAAAUAAUGACGAAGCGUAUGUCAACUUCAACUGGGACAAGCUAGGGUUUGGCCUCACUCCAACUGACUACAUAUAUAUCAUGAAAAUUUCUGGAAAAGAUAACUUCUCAGAAGGAUCUCUAAGUCGCUAUGGAAACAUAGAGAUAAGCCCAUCUGCUGCAAUUUUCAAUUAUGGGCAGGGAUUGUUUGAAGGUCUGAAGGCAUAUCGAAGGCCAGAUGGUGGCAUUCAACUAUUUAGGCCAGAACUGAAUGCCCUGCGCAUGAAAAAUGGAGCAGACAGACUCUGCAUGCCAUCCCCACCAGUUAAUGUAUUUGUUGAUGCUGUAAAAAAAACUGUCCUUGCCAACCAGCGAUGGGUGCCUCCACCAGGUAAAGGAUCAUUAUACAUUAGGCCUCUACUUAUGGGAAGUGGAGCUGUUCUGGGUAUUGGACCAGCCCCUGAAUGCACAUUCCUUAUAUUCACCUCUCCCAUCGGAAAUUGGUACAAGUGUGGCCCUAGCAUGAAUUUGUAUGUUGAGAAUGAGGUUCCUAGGGCUACUCUUGGUGGAACCGGAGCCAUUAAAAGCAUCACCAAUUAUUCACCGGUUUUUGAAGCAGUAAACAAGGCUAAGGCAAAAGGGUUCACCGAUGUCUUAUUUCUGGACGCGGCCACUGGAAAAAAUGUUGAGGAAGUUUCUUCAUGCAAUGUUUUCAUUGUGAAGGAUAAUGUGAUUUUAACACCACCAACCAAUGGAACUAUUCUUCCAGGGAUCACAAGAAAAAGCAUUAUAGAAAUUGCUCUUCAUCUAAAGUACAAGGUGGAGGAACGUGAUGUUCCACUAAUGGAUGUGCUAACAGCUGAUGAAGUGUUCUGCACAGGGACUGCAGUGGGUGUCACUGCUGUUGCUAGUGUAACACAUCAUGAUAAAAGGGUUGAAUACCGAACUGGAGAAAAAUCAAUCUCUCAAAAGUUGCGAGUAAUGCUUACAGAGAUUCAAACAGGCAUGGUCGAGGACAAGAUGGGAUGGACCAUGCAAAUUUAUUGA
Molecule: messenger RNA, 1086 nt
Organism: Pyrus x bretschneideri (Chinese white pear)
Lineage: Eukaryota; Viridiplantae; Streptophyta; Magnoliopsida; Rosales; Rosaceae
Product: putative branched-chain-amino-acid aminotransferase 7
Exons: 10
Coding region: 1-1086 (361 amino acids)
Biological process (GO): branched-chain amino acid metabolic process
Molecular function (GO): branched-chain-amino-acid:2-oxoglutarate transaminase activity
Source: RefSeq, a predicted model, not a curated record